This is a messenger RNA of Nanorana parkeri, 1847 nucleotides long. Its product is annotated as zinc finger protein 175-like. Gene Ontology annotation, molecular function: DNA-binding transcription repressor activity, RNA polymerase II-specific. The record is from RefSeq and is a predicted model, not a curated record. Gene Ontology annotation, biological process: negative regulation of transcription by RNA polymerase II. Lineage: Eukaryota; Metazoa; Chordata; Amphibia; Anura; Dicroglossidae. The transcript is spliced from 10 exons. The coding region runs from base 179 to 1744 and encodes 521 amino acids.
CGGAGGAGGUGAAGGAUGCAGAUGGGAAUGGUGUGUGGCGGUGGCCGCUGCGGGGCUCGGUGAUGUUCGUGCGGCAUCAGUGAGAAUUGUCCUUUGUUGGACGUUGCUCCGAGCUUCACAUAGACUCGCACUUUUUCUCUUGAUCUUUGGCCAAAAAGUAGAAGGAGCAGAAAGCGACAUGGCUGGCCAUGUAUCUCCUACGGUGAUAUUUAGAGAUGUUGCGGUUUAUUUUUCGGAAAAGGAAUGGGAGCUGCUGGAAGGAUGGCAGAAGGAUCUGUACACUGGCGUCAUCAAAGAAAUUCACGGCAUCCUAAUUUCAUUGGGCUUUGUGAUUCUUAAUCCUAAUAACUUCCUUCGGAUACAGCAAGAAGAGGAGCCGUGUCGGAAAAGCUACCACGUCGGUGGCAGGAAUGGAAAUGUGAAUGUCACAGGUUCAGACUGCGCUUUGGUAAAUCCAGACAUUCUGUUAACCGUCCAGCUCGGUGAGAAGCAGCGUGCCACGGAGACCUAUGACCAGAAUGGCAGAGAGACUGUGUCAUUCCCCAGCACAAGCAAGUUUAUAGACAGAUUUGGAGAGUACACAGCUGUUAAACAGGAGUCUCCGAAUGAAGAUCUUUCUGUUAUUUCCGAUGUUGAAAUUUUGGAAGACACAGCAAAAUGUUAUACUCCUAAUAGCCCAGUGGUUCGGAGGGUCAGUGUUCAGCAGCCCCCAGCCAAUAGCCACAACUUCCAUUCAGAUGGAAAACAUGGUAUCAAAUAUGCAGCUGGACACAGAGCAUCUACCUCUGGUAUAAAUAAAACCAAUAUGGUCACUGUUCCACAGAAGCUCGUCGUCAAGACACCUUACAUCGCUUGCGACAAAAACACACCUGUAAAAGAAUUCACUAGUAUUGAACCGGUUACAUUAAGAGUUAAAGCGAAGGAGCUACCAGUGAAUAGUGAAAAUGUGUGCUUGGACAGAAGAAAUGUAAUUAAUUACACACUGGAUGAUGAUGUAAUUAUCGAGAGACCACGGGGUCCUACCCUACGAAAUAUUCCUUCAAAAAAAGUCCAGUAUAACAUAAAAAAUAGUGGAUACUGCCAAAGAAUGGUGAGGUGGCCUGUUGGUCAAAAAGAGGCCGUCGCCCUCAAACGUUUUGUUCCGGCCUCGCCAAAGGAACCCGAGAGGACUUUUCACUGCACUGAAUGUGGGAAGAGGUUUUUAAAACUAUCCGACCUUCGACUUCACCAAGGAAUCCACAAAAUGAAAAUGAAACAGUUUAACGGGUCUGUGGCCCAACUAAGACCCCAGCCAAAGGUCGAGACCGGUCCAAAGGCCCCCGUCGAGGACAGCUUUCUUCAAAGAGCAUCGAUCAAAAACGUGCCUGGAGCACAGCCUUUGUCUUGCGUGUUUGGAAAAGACAUCAGCCCCAACUCCAGCAUCGUGCAAAGUCCAAAAUCUUUCGCUAAGGAGAGACGGUUCGUGUGUAGGUUCUGUGGCAAAAGAUUUCAGAAUAACAGCAACCUUAUCGGACACGAGAGAAUUCACACGGGGGAGAAACCGUUCGAAUGUCCCGAAUGCGGAAAAAGUUUUAGCCAGAAGGCCAACCUCACCACCCAUCAGAGACUUCAUACCGGGGAGAGGCCCUUUGUAUGCAUCACGUGCGGCAAAGGCUUCGCCCAAAAGAUAAACCUUUUAACCCACGAGCAGACGCACGCAAAGAAGAGAAAGAAGAUGGAUGGCAAGCUUGUUAUGUUGAACUAAUUCCAUAUUUAACUUCAGGUUGUGGCUGAAAAUGCAUCAGCUGUGAUUUACCAUAAAGUGCCUGAGAAUCACUUGUUCCUCUAUACUGGGGGCUAAGCUAUGC